ACAAUAUUAUUAGGGAUAUUAUUAUGUACUCUCAAGGCAUUCUAAGCCGGAGAAAUAAAAAAUACAAAGAAUGUUCUCAUUUAAGAAAAGAUGAGAGUUGAAACAAUGAAGUUAUUUACAGAUCAUGUAUUAGAUAACUAAAAAUUUAGAUAUAAUGGAAGUCCUUCUGGAUUUACAAAUAAUUACGAUAUGUUUGUCGGAACACAAGAAUUUGCUAUCUAAGGUUACUUCAAAUUAAAAAAAGGUAUCUAAAGAAAAGAAUGGGCAAGUGCUUAUACUUUAAAUGCCUUAAACAAUCCUUUAGUUGGUCAACCUGGUGAGAAGAUUCUAUCUUUAUCCGUUUACGAUUUUAAGUAUGUAUUCUCAACUUACACUAUUAAAUCUGAAAGUGGAAAUAAAGAUUCCUAAAUAUAAAAUCUAUAACACGAAGUCUAAUUCAAUAAUUCUAACGAAGGAUAAUGGGCCUUUAUUUAUUUUGGAUAUUCCGGUUGUUAAGGAAAAGCCUUUUUAUACCUAUAAUUUGAUAAUUAAAUUCCUUAUACAUACACUUUCAAAGAUGUAACUCAUUAUGACUAUGAAAUUUACAUAUUGCAUAUAGGAUAAAGCUUUUAAUAUAAAAACUUCCCUGGAAAUAUGAAUUGUGUUACCCUAUAUGCUGGUUCUGGUGCAUAUAAAGAAAAUGGAUUUGACCUUAAUAGUUGUCAGAAUAAACCUCCAUCAAGAAGUGAAACUUCUACAGAAACCUAAACUAACACUAUGACAAAUACUGAUACAAAAGACCGUAGAGUUGAAGUAUGCUAAUAAUUGAUUGAUAGAUAGAAAUUCAAAUAUUUUGGUAAGCCUAAAGGAUUGAAAUUAAAAACUUCAAACAAAUAUAAUACUGAAUAAGAAUUUGCAAUGCAAGGUUGGUUUAAAUUAGAUAAACUUGAAAAUAGUGCUAAAAGAGAUAAAAUGGCUACUGGUUAUCAUAUUAAUUCAAAUUUAAAUCCAACAAACGAUCAAUAACACGGAGAUAGAGUAAUGGCUUUCUUUGUAUAAUAAAAGAGAUUAAUUUUUGCAACAUAUAAUAUAAAUACAAAUAUUAAGAGUGAAGAAAAACAAAUCACUUUUAAAAAUUCAGAAGAAUAUAAAUGGUUUUUAGUUUAUUAAGCAUAUUCUCCAAGUGAAAGAAAAAUGUACGUUUAUGUCUAAUUUACAGGAGAAUAACCUCAUGUUUUGACUUUUGAAAAUGUUAGACAUUAAAAUUCAAAUAUUUACAGAAUUUUUAUUGGUUAAUCUUUUGAUUAUAAUAAUUUCCCAG
This is a messenger RNA of Ichthyophthirius multifiliis, 1300 nucleotides long. RefSeq lists its product as hypothetical. The record is from RefSeq and is a predicted model, not a curated record. Lineage: Eukaryota; Ciliophora; Oligohymenophorea; Hymenostomatida. The transcript has a single exon.